Molecule: messenger RNA, 15290 nt
Organism: Pocillopora meandrina
Lineage: Eukaryota; Metazoa; Cnidaria; Anthozoa; Scleractinia; Pocilloporidae
Source: the annotation of a GenBank genome assembly
AUGUGGGCUCCAGACGAUUCUAACAGCAACACGGUAUAGUGUUUAGUAAUUCUUUCAAAACAGUUUCAAACUACUCCAGGGCAGAAAGUGAUUUAGUAUUUCAAGUACUAAAUUUAAGUGGAACUCAGCACAUACAAGAUGGUACAUGUAUACAUAUUUACUUACCAAUGAAGGUGUUCACUAAUGCCAAUUUCUACAAAUAGAGGGAAGUUGAUGAGUCGGCAAAUUUGGCCUUCAAAGUCCUAUGAAUUACAAGUUUUGAAAUUUUUGAGCGAAUGACUCGUUUUGGCCCAAUAUCUGGAUUCUCUCUGCCUUUGGAUAGUAUGUUCGUGGUCUUUUGACGAAUUUUUUUCAGUUUUUGACAUUGGACUUCCAUCUGUUAACGGUCCAAGACUUCAAUUUUAAAUGUAAUGGUACUAUUUUCUCGAACGCCUCUACCCACUCACAUGCACGGGAAGUUAACGCACAUGUGGCUUUGGACGAUGAUAACAUCCGAUCGAUCUAUAGAGCGAGAGAAAAUAGCGCACAUCGGCUGAUUCGCAUAACCAUCAUCCUCCCCCCUCCUCCCCCGAAUGUUAUUUUGGAAGGACCAACGUUCACAUAUUUUGUCUAAUUUUCAAAUUCAAAAGGUUUGGCCUUUUAAACACAAGGUAACAUUGAAAUAGUCUUAUACUAGGAUAACAAAAAACAUCAAAGAGAUCGGGAUAAACCCAAAACGAGCAAGGAUGGUGAAGGAUGGCGAAGAUAUUCACGGAUUACAAAAAUAUACAAGUAAACGUAUAUUUUCUUCUGACAUAGCUGUUUAGUAAAUAUAUAAAGUAUACCAAAGGUACCAUUCGUUUUUCUCAAAAGUCCAUUUUUACUUUAUAAAAGCUCUUCCAAAUUCGAAACAUUUGCCAUCUUGAAAGGCGCCAUCUUUCCCGUGACGUUAUGGGUAGAACGUCUAAAGCUUCGUUUUACAAUCGCGUGAAAUAAGUAUAGAUCUUUUCCACAGCCUUUGUUUGCCAGUCUCGUCACGAUUUUUUUACUUACAGUUUGCUUGAAUAUAUUCAAUUUUUCAUAAUGGUAAAGCGUUGUGUCGUCCUGUUUGUACUAAUUCAAACAAAACUGGGCAUACAAUGCAAAGAUUUCCAAAUGAAGCAAAUUAAAUUUGAAGCGACAAUGGGUUAAAUCUGUUCAAGCGAAAACUUCGAUUUCGUCGAGCCGUUCAAACAUUCUGUUGUUUGUAGCAAUCAUUUUUCUCCCGAUUGUUAUAAGAAAGGCUCUAUGGUUGGAAUGGGCCUCCGAAAAAAAAAAAAGCUUCUUCCUGGUGCUGUACCGACGAUUCAGGCCCUACCAGAGGCAAAUUAGGAAAAAAGGGACCAAUACAUUCGGCAGACGGCGAGGAUUCGGAUAUGGCCGACCGAACUGAGAAACGACCGAGGAAAAUUUCAGCUCUUCAAAAGUUAGAGGUCAACAGAAUAAGCACAAAAUUGAUUUACACGGAAACCUUUCCAAUCUAUUGAAAGAUUAUAGGUAGGCCAGUUUCUCAGGAGCCAGCGCUGAGCCCAAUAAACAUGAUAAAGACGUUGGCCUGUCUGAACCUUUGCAUGAGUUUGAAACACGUACUAAAGAAAGAGAAUUCGUUGACGUCGGUAUUUAAUUUGAUCUAGAAUUUUGUUGGUUCGAUGUAAAAAAUUCUAUACACGAUCCUACAAAAAACCCUUAUGUUCUAGAAGGGAAACAUACCAGCCCCACCUGCUGCUUCCUUUAAGAAACCCUGCAAAGAAACAGAAGUUGAAGAAUUUGGUCACGGUUUUCACGGCAGUAGAGCUACAUUAAAAAGUCAGUAGGACAACGUUUUUUGUUAAUAUUUUAUUUUCAUUUUACUCGUUUCCGGUGUGAUUAUCUGUGCCUCACUGCCGCCGAUUGUACCCUUGCCUUAUCGGAUUUUCAUGCCAAAUAAUAAUAAAUCGCACAGUAAAUUAAAUACCAGUGUGAGUUUCUGAGACGAUCAGCACCGAUGACAACCGGUUUCAUGCUGUCUUCGUGCGGAUGGUUUCAGUGAACCCUACGCGGCUCAUAUUUAAAGGAUGUGGCCCAGGCAUUCGAGUCACAUUCUUCUGAAAAAACGUUGUCCGAACUACUGCCACUUGUACGAGCUGCCCAACCAAGCAGUUCUAUUGUUGAAUAUGUAUUGCGCAAUACGUUAAUUCAACCGCUUACGUCACGACUUCUUGCUAUUGUUUUCACCAGCAGUGGAAUUUCAGUUAAAAAUGUCAAUUUUCUCCCUGAAAUUAGUCGAAUUGGACAAAACGAAUAGCAAAUUCGUUUUCUAUGCCACUUGUUACGUAGUAUAGGAAAAAAUGUAUUUUUGGGUUUACAUGCCCUUUAAGAAAAUGAAAGCUAAGAUUUCCCUUGUGUAAUUGAAAGAUUUCCUUUGUGAAAAUGGAAGCUAAGAUUUCCUUUGUGUAAUUGCGCCAUUGCACUAAAAUAUUGCAAAUCAAAUGAAGCCCUAUCAGGGGUUAUCGGGAUACGGGAUAUUUGGGCGGAUAAUUAAAGGGACACAGGAUAUCAAAGAAGACAUUCUGGGGUAUCGAAGAUCGAAGUACUCAUUUUUUAAAAGAAUAAAAUAGGUUUGUUAGUCAAUAUAGAAGGCGCAAAUAGUUUAAAAAAAUUCUUUUAAAUGCCAUUUUACAUUUUACCGUCAAAUAUUGUCAAUAUUGACAAUAGGUGCCAAUAUCGGCUCUUGUCCGAGAACAAAUCUCCCCCUACUCCACGGCUUUUUCCAUUUCGCGCUACUUUCGCGCGAUGCGACCUCACACCUCUACUCUUGUAAUGAAUGAAGAAGAAUACCAAUUUUAUAUGGUUCAGUGCUUGGACUAUGGAGAUCCACUGACUGCCAGGGUACUGGGGAAGAAAUAUCACAUGAGUUAGCAGAAAUGGAAGAUGAAGAUAUUCAGAGAGAUACUAGGGGUUCAACCACAAGAUAAGAAAGAAAGUCAAGGCGUCCAAGAGAAUCAUCGUUCUUAUUUUACGAUUAACUUGAAACUCAAGAACCCUCGGCAGCAGCAUCCAUUGGUCUCCCCAGGAUGGAACACAAGUCCACGACGUAAGCACUUGAUAAAAGUGACUCUACCCGGCUUGUGUGCAGGUGGAAUGGCUGUACGUAGUGAUUCACAAUAUAAACAGUGUCUUCUUGCUAAAAACCCAGCUAAACAAGACGGCGUAGUUCACAGGAUUCCCUAUGUCUACAUCGUCGAGACAGGAAGACCCAUGCAGGAUUGAAUUAAGGAGCAUGAUCGAGAAAUCCGACUAACCCAUUCCCAGACGUCCACCGUUUCAGAGCACGACCACAACACCGGACAUCAGCCACUCUGGAACGAAAUUAAGUUUAUUGAUCGUGUUCCUCAUUACUACACACUUAAGGUCAAGGAGCAAUUCACAUAAGACUUCGCUCUGAUAACAUCAAUAGGAACGGCGAAGUAGAAAUUCCAGAAGCAUGGAUGCCCACGAUCCGCAAGAAAUACAACAACAGGAGAGCCGUGCAAAACGGACCGCCGAGGAACAAAUCAGCCAAACGGCGAGGAAAUGCCCCAGGAAAAUAUGUUUUGCAUUAUCAGGUAUCCAAGCAUAUCAUGUUCAAUGACGUCAUCGUGUUAACUGGCAUUACAGGGAUACGAACCAAAAGAAUUAACGGGAUACGGGAUAUUUUGGCCAAAAAUUAAUGGGAUACAGGAUACUCAGACCCCCCUUAAUGGAGCCUCACAAACUGCCGCGGCAACUCUUCGACUUCCCACAAUUCUUAAGCCUACCUCGCAAGGGACAUUUCCCUAACUUGCAUCAGCGAGGCGAAGACAAACAAUUUCUUCUUGUAGGUGCGAUAGAACCAAGGUUUUAUUCCAAAUACUCUCCUAUCUUGAGCUUGAGGCGCCUGUAUUGAAAGUCAUCUAUAAAUUGUGUUUUUAACGCUGGCACUUAUUCGAACGCUCCAAGAACUGCUAAUAAAUGAUUUCCGUUGAUUAUAAUUUGAUCUAAAGCAAAUGAUCUCUCAUCUUGAGUCUAAGAUUUCUAUAUUUCGAGUCGAAUUAUUUACGAAUGUCAAGCCAUCAUAAAGAACUGAGCAUGAAUUUAAAUGACCUCCAAAUUUAGCAAUUCAAUCAUUGUCCAUUGCAAAACGUGAAUGCCAGAUGAUAUCGCUCAAAUUAUGCAUAAUUGCGCGACAUCAUCUGCUGCGUUAAAAAACACUGCGCCACAUUCUAAACCAAUUAAAGUAUUUUCUCUCACCAACACAAAGUGGCUUAUAUUGCUAGUCUACCCUGUGUAUCAGCGGGCAAACUUAGUGUAAUUUGCCUUUCUAUUCUCAGGUACACUUUUCAUUUCGUAUCGGCUGGAGACGAUCAAGGAGUUUUAGUCUUAAUUGUGACCAAAACAUGAUUAGCAGCGGUCAACUUAUUACUUACGGAGGCUCGUGGGAAGGAAGAUGUGACAAUUUGUAUAAUUCACUGUGUGGGUCUUCGCUCACCAUUUCAAACACCUAUUUCUACUGCACUGAUUAUAGUGUGUCUGAAGAUUGGACAGUGGGCGAAAAUAAAUUCACUUACACUUUCAAUAACAACGAGAAGCAAUGGCACGUAAGGUAUGUUUCCUUACAUCUUAACACUCUGCUCAAUCGUCGUCUGAUAGGCAUGAGAGAGAAGUAUGUGCUAUGAGGACUCGAUCUUGAGACACCCCAGGGGGCCGGAUCGUGUUCUCGAUAUAAAAAUUAGAAUAUUUUACUAACAGGGAGCAAUUAAGUUGUUAUAUUGUUUUUACGUCACGGGAAGAAUGGUAUCGCUGUUCCAACUUUCCGAUUACCGGCCCCAUUAAAAUGUCAUAACAACUUACAAACUAUCAUUGGACAAAAUACGAGAAAUUAUUAUUUCAGAGGUUGCAGUGAAAUGAAAUGAAAGGUUUCAUUAGUAACCGAGAAAAUCUCGUUGGUUUAGGCGCAUACUCAAAUACGCACUCCUUUUUCUUAUUCUUUUCUUUUUUUCAUGUUUUUCUGUUUCGCUUUCUGGUGUAGUGUUCUUUAUUAUUUGUUCGGCAUGAUUUCGAACUUAUCAAUGUUGGACACCAGUUUCAAAAUGAUUGCAGAUGACUGCAGCAAAAAUCACAACUCCGGGGCUUACAUUUGAGGUUGAGUGAACAAAAGAAAAAGUAAAAAAACCGGGAAGAAAUUCACUACAACGUUUCUAUUUUCUCUUUUUCUAAAAGUUAUUCAGGUUGCUGCUGGAUUUAUCUGAGUCACUAUGCUGGUUCCUCAAGUUGGAAAGUACAAACUGCAAUAAACCUCGCUCCACGAUCGGAUAACGGAAAAAUCAACUCAUCUCCUGUGACACGAAGUCCAGCCAUUGUUCGAUUCCCAGGAGGUUGUCGUCAGUCGUUUCGAAUCCCAGUUGAAGACCCAGAUGGCGAUACAGUGAAAUGUCGCUUUGCGACUUAUUUGGAGUCCUUCAAAUUCAAUACAAGUUUUCCUUACGGUGAAUUGGAUGAGGUAAUUGAAAGCAGCAGUCACCACUAGUUGAAAUAGUCCUAGGAUGAAGCACAUCGCCUAACAAAUUUUGGUUAGAAGCGUUGAGUUUCUUAAGGGAAACCACUGCAGAAAAAAUUAACCCUUCAAUUCUCAUGAGUGACCAAGAGAGAAUUUCUUCUUACAAUAUCAAUACAAUAUCAACCAGAUCAGUGAUGAAAAUAAAGAAAAAUAUCAAUUUGGGGGUAAUUGGUUGAUCCAAUACUAAAUUCUCUGAACUAACAUUAUGAGAAUUUUGUGGUUGACAGUAGGGAGAAUUACAAGUCAGUUGAUCUGGGAGUUAAAGGGUUAAACAUAAUCCUACUUUUUUAUCAUGUUUGAUGUCAUAUACUUUUGCUAAGAAUAGGUAAACAUAGCGAUGUAUUUUUAUACACUAUGAUUGCUUGUAGACACAGUCCUUCAAAAAAAAAAAAAAAAAAAAAAAAAGGAUGUCAGGGGCUGAAGUGCUUUCAAGGCUCCGGGAAUCCGUCUCCUUACGAAUAAGAAUAUGUCCAUCAUUCAGCAAACUCAAAAGGAAGUUAUCAGGUACUAUCAAUUUCCCUCGCAGAAAUCUUGUCUUCUAACGUACAAUGGGUCGCUAGCAGCAGUUGGUGGAAUCUUUGUACUAGCAUUAACUUUAGAAGACUUUCCAGCGGGAAAUACAAACUUCAGUAACGUCACGUCGUUAAGCGGUAUACCAUUACAGUUUCUUGUCAUGGUGAUUGGUAACCAUACUGGUCAUUGUGACGAAAAGCCUGUCUUUACAGCAUCCACCCCAAAAGAUGGUGAAUGUUCCGAUGUGCCGAUUGGUUCUGCAUAUAGAGCAGUGAUCGAAGUACAGGUUGCAGACUUCUCAAAAUCGUAUGUAAACUAAACAACUUGCCCUUGAUUAUUUUCUUCCUUUGAUUUUUUUUCCACUUAAAAGACACAAAUACCUAUCUUUUAAGGUCCUCAUUAACAUAUAGAUAACAAUCUCCCGUGAAUAAUAACCAACUUUCAAGUGUGUUGAUAUAAGCUGCCAUACAAAUUCUUAGUAUACUAUCCCAUUCAGGUCGUUAGAAUGAUAAAGAAUUUCCAUUGAACGGAAAACAAGAAUCAAUCAACGCUUCCGCGGUUUUCCGCAAACCUUCAUCUACUCAAGUGAAAUUGGUAGCGCAAGAAAUUAUGAUUUCUAGUAUGGAACCUAAAAAUUUCUCAACAUUUUAAGUCAUUAUCAUUUAUGAUAAAUUUAAAGUUAUUCUAUUCAAUUCUUUCAGCAUUGUGGAAAUAAGCACUGCAUCUCCAAGUGGAAUGCAAAUUACAUCUUUACGCAAUCAUGGACAAAUCUACUACCGAAAUGUUACGUGGUACCCUAGUCAACAUCAAAUUGGACAACAGUUGUUCUGCUUUGUGGCAAGAGACUCUGCUGGGUAAGAAUUACAGGUGGUAUGAUCUUAACCCCAAAUAUAUUAAUUUAGGCGGUUUACAGCUUUCAAGCGUUAAUCUCGAAUCGUUGGAAAACUGAAAAAUUCCCCUUUUCAAAUUGGUAGAUCAUUCGCGUUUUCCUACUCUGCUGGGAAAGAAGUAAAAGUGGUAGGUACAUUUUUACCAGAUAGAUAACUCGCCUCUUAUUAAUCGUUAGAUUUAGAAUUUUAUGGGGGAAACAGAGGAAUUGUCGUUUUAUGAAGUAUCUUAUAGAUGUUAUCAUAAAGUUUGCUGGGACAGUUUUUAAAAUCAUUUUGAUUAACGACUUGCAUGACCAUAAGUCAUUAUAAAUAGUGUUUACUAUCAAUCAGUGAAAUCGAAAUCUCAUUGUGUGUGGGUGUGAGUGUGACGAAGAGCAGGUAUAGGUUGGUGUAUGGCUUUGCUAUUGAAACGUAGAAUUUCUUCUCUGUCUAAAAUCCCCCCGUAACAACUCAAUCGUUUAUGUUUAUCUAUUUAUUUAUCUGUGUUAUUUUCAUAUUUGCUAUCCUUAUGUGAUGAAUUUUUUUUACAGACUGGAAAGUGAAUGGCGAUGUGUGACAAUUCUAGUUGGCACGAGUAAGAAAAUUAAACACUUUUCCUUUUCGAGAACCGAAACGAUAGUCAGACUUGAUUGAUAAUUCAUGUUGCGUUGCUGUUAAAAUAAGUACACCAGUUAGAAAUCUGCUACUGAGGUAGGAGACUUCGGUUACCCGUUGACUUUCAUCGAAAAGAAAAAGUAAAAGUCGAAAGUACAUCUUUAAAACAGACUUGUAAUUAAAUUUCCUUUCAAUAGCCAUCUGGGAUUAGAGUAAUAUUUGAAUGGUUGAAAAGGUUUCAUUUUCGAGGUGUCUACCAAUGUAAUUGACAUUUGGAUUGUUGUUGCACCAAUGACGUCCUACCCGAGGAGGUUUAGUAUCUCACUGAGAAUGGAAAGAAAACAAAUGACAUUUUGAGCUGCUUUCCCACUGGAGUAGGCUUAUAGGCAGAGUAGCAGUAUCAUACAAAAGUGAGAAGGAACUAUAGCAUGAAGGACUAUGUCAUUGGUAUUUCUAUGCGCAAAUAGAGGUUCAACAACUGAUGAUCGACAACCAUUUUUCAGGUAGUACCCCGCGAGUCCUUUUAGCAAGUCGCACACCCAUAACACCCGUGAGCAGAUAUGGAUCAGGUUAUUCCAACUGGAGCGUUCAGUUUGACCGAUUGGUAAGGACAACAAAUUUUUAAACUUCGUACCAAGAGUAUCGAGACAAAGUUAUCAAAAGCAUUUGAGAUCACGCUCUUUUUCCAAUAAAAACUUUAGGCGGUUGUUCAUUUGUCACUUUCAACUGAUUAAGUUUGGUCACAUUUGGCCACGGUUUCACGCAUCUUCUGAGAAUAUUUCGCAUUAUGUGUUGCGCUCUUAGCAAAUUCAUAACCCACAAUAUUAGCCUGCUUUUUCGUAUAAUUUGUUUUUACGUAUGAUUCAUUAGCGAGGCGAAAAACUGUACACGUUAUCACUGGCUCUACUUUGUCUUUUUGAGAUAUUUAAACAAAGAGAUCUUGUCGUGUCUUUUCCGCGUCAGUUUUCGUAAAAUAAAUAGAUUUAAAUUAUGACGAAUUAUUUUUUUAUUAUUUUGGGCCCCCCGCGGGGCAAGGUGGUUGGUUUCCUGAGAAAAUUAAAAGCCGUGGAAAUCGUAUGUGUUUUCUAUCAUAGGAAAUUGGAUAUAUCUGUCAGGUGUAGUUUGUGGAUCAAGAUGGGUGUCGAUCACACUCAAAUAUAGAGGAAAAAACGACUAAAUUUUUCUUCUGAUUCAUCUUCACUUUUGGGUACCACCGACAAAGGAUAGUUUCCCUUUGCUGGUACUCCACAGAUCUUAUGUUGUCACAUUAAAUUUCGACAUUAUCUAUUACAUGAAAUAAUUAGACACACACAUGAGAGCAUGGAAUCUGUUAAUAUGUACAGCUCCUCAGACAAGGCAAGCUGUGAUGGUGCAUAUGUAAGAUCGCACAUCUCCAAGGGCUGUGACCCCGGUUCUUAGCGUAACCUGGUAUCAUUUCUGGGUGAUUUUAGCGGUUGGUUUUCAUCUUUACUCUGUGGCUUUUUGUAAGAUUUUCCAGUUUUUCUCUCUUCAAAAAAUCUGAAAUUUCCUUGCAGAGUCCUACAAACGACGGUGUGAAAUUUUACAGAAAUUCCAAUACUAUUCAAUUCGAGUUGAUCAAAAUUGAUCAUGUCCAAAUAAACGACACAGUUAUUGUGUUUGAUAAUAAUUCUGUUAUAUGAUGAGAAUGCUUUUCAUUUCCUGUAGAUAAAGAAACCUCGAACAUCGUCGUACAUAAGACUCGUCCUGCUGCCUAGUGAACAAACAGUCUACAAAGUGGACGCACUCUCUCAAAACGUGACAAUUGGUAGUAAUUCAACUACGCUGUAUUUUGCAAUACCCUAUCCUGUGUUGAGCAUGGAGGGAUCAUAUGCAAUCUUAAUGGAUAAAGGAGUAGUGGUUGGCCUGGGCUGUUCCUCUGGCGGUACACCCACACCCGGAAUAUCAUCCUCUAGUGCCUGGAGAUUCUACGUAUUUGGCUUCUGUUCUUCUGGGUAUUCUCUACGCUCACCUUACUUCCAAAGCUGUGUUGGUAAGCAAAAUUGUAGAUUUUCUUAGUUCCUGAAAAGAAAACCUUAAAGGAACUAGCCACACUCAAAAGUUUAUUAGAAAAAUCUUCAUCAUGAAGGAGUUUUGAGGAUUUGCUUUGAUUCUAUCGUGUGGUUGUGUUUGUCGCGCGACACUUUACCACGACCGUAAAACUAGCUUUUGAAGGAUUCUGGGCGUACAUUUCCCCAAAGUAAUUACCAUACAAUUGUUCUUCUUCCCGUUCAUCCGUCCUAAAUCUGUGGGUCCGUCCCUUUUCUCAUGCACCCUGGUCAUGUAGUCAUUCAUGCGUUCACUCAGCAUUUCCCCAUCGUAUAAUUAGUCUACAACACCUGUACACCCGUCCUCUCCGUAUGCACGAAUCUUGCCGAAAGCGGCAUUAUGUAAUGUUUUCCUUUUUUUCGCUUUUAAGAUGUAGAUGAAUGUGCCUACUCUGGUUCCAGAGGUGAGUGACUGUAUCUUCAGGUUACCAUAAUAGCGAUAACCAGAGACACUCUGUCGAAAAAGGCUGGAAAAAUUGUUCAACCAUUUUGUCGCAAUUUGUUUUCGAUCACCGAUCUGCUCAAAUUUUCCUGUUCUGUGCAUUGGAACGCUUCAGGUCCGUCAGAUAUUUUUCCGGAGUUCACGUUACCUGCAGGUUGUGAUCAGGACUGUGACAACACUCCCGGAAGUUACAGCUGUUCUUGCGAAAGGGGAUUUCAACUGCAGUCGGACGGGGAGUCUUGUACAGGUGAGAAACAUGAGAAGUGUUGACUAAUAACCAUCAUCUAGUACUCGUAUUCAUAUCGCUCUCUUUAUAAACAAAAACAACGAAUUAAUAAGAACAUCCGUACAAGUUCUUUAGAAUGUAACACUUAUUUUGAUUGCUCUCAUAAACAGCCAAUCGCUCUAUGGAAACAGCCAAAAAUAUCGUCACCUAUUUGUACCUUGUAAGCAAAAUGGCAAACACCUCUGAAGCUUCAGCCUUUUUCCUCCGCAUGAAUCUUUGUUAUAAAGGCUCUCAAUAUUCUAAAUCGGUUACCAUGCAGUGUUGUCGAACUGAAAAGUGGAGUGAGCGUUUUUUUUAGAUAUCAACGAAUGUACCAUCAAUAAUGGCGGCUGCAGUCAUGAGUGCUUUAACAUCCUUGGAACAUUUUACUGCGGAUGUCCUAGAGGAUUAACGAUGGGGAUAGACAAUAUGACUUGUGUUGGUGAGUAAUAGCUAAUGCAGCCUGAAAUGUACAAAAAAUAUAUCUAUAUAUUUAUAUAUUUAAACAUAAAUUGAGUUAGGGAGGUGACGCUUUAUCCCAACAAGCCUGUUUCGUGAUUAAAUUACUCUUCAGGGGAUUUAAUUCACGAAACAGGCUUUUCGGGAUAAAGCAUAGUGUCUUUGUUUUUCCCCUAACUCAAUGCAUAUCGCGCUCUACUUCUAUGUAUCGAGCACUGUAAUAUGGAAAAACCGAAACAUAGACUUCAUAUAUAUACAAAAUUUAUCAGGUUUUCUGAAGGAGGAAGCGAAAAGAAAUCUUCACAUUUAAGGUAUCAUUUUACCCCGAGUUUCUUGGGUCCUGUUUUAACCCUUUGACCCCUAAGGAUGAUAAGCUUCUAACUUCUCCUUAAAAUAUCACCGCAGAAUUAUUCCCUAAGGUCGUGAGAAUAAAAUAAAGGAAAUAAUCAUCAACUAAGGAAGCUUUUGAUUGAUGUAUAGAGAACAGUAUGGAGAAUAAUGAUACUGAUGUUACGGUGUAAAGGGUUAAAUCUCUUAAUUUAUGUGUGUAAGUAAUAAAAAAGUCACGAUUUCUCACGAGAGUAGACCAUUGAAUCUUAGUCCCCUGUAAACACCAAACGCGGACCGGACCACCGAUUCGGUGGUCAGAUAUUCUACUAGUUAAAGAAGGAGUGAGCUCGUUAGUGAGCACAAUCAUGUGCUGGGAUUAUGUACCAGGUGGUCUUCAUUUCCUAGGAUUACAAAUUUCGAAAGUGUGGAGAGUAACUUGGAUGGCAUAUUUUGAGUACGGUUAUGAAAAAAAAAACGUCAGACGUUCGUGAUGAGUUUUUAACUGUUCAGGUAUAUAUUCCUUUCUGUUAGUUACAUGAUAAUAAGAAGCAGAAAAACAUCUAAAACAAAAUUUUGAAAUCAUCCUCAAGUUUGUAAAUCUUCUGUCAUAUUUUAGACCAAACUGCAAGUGUUUCGUGUGGGGAGAACAGUAUGACGGUUUCUCUGGUAAAGCAAAGAUUCCACUACUUUACAGUCAAUCAGCUACGCUUGCGCUAUGGCUCAUGCAAAGCCACCGAGAACUCCACCCACUUCUUGAUCGGCACCUCUUUAGAUAGCUGUGGGACGCAGCGAAACGAAACCGAAGAUUAUCUAAUCUUUUGGAAUGAGGUCCUUGCCGACGCCCUGAUAAUCAAUGGUGUGGUUACUCGUACACAUGAUAUAAAACUGCCAUUUUACUGCCGAUACUCCAGAGAGAAGUUAAUGAGUCUGGCCUUCACACCUCAGAGGAUUUACUUCGGGAAUGAAAGUAACCGAACUUAAUUGAUAUCUUUAUUUAGGAGUCGAUGUGAUUAACAUCGCACAACUGACGUCAUUAACGUUAAAAGUGGACCUCAAGUCGGUUUUAUGAGCAUGAAGCGAUCGAGAGAAUCGCGGGCUAACCCAGCCCCAGUAAGUUAUCAGGGUUCACUGUCCGUUUUAUUCCCAUCUAUACUAGGAGUAGAGAAGGACACCGUCAGAGUCGUGUUUUGCCCUAAAAAAAUCGCAAUGACCUAGCCAGGGCUUGAGCGAUAACUACCAGGCUACUGCACAUGUCCCCUGUGCAGUAGCCAGGGCUUGAGCGAUAACUACCAGGCUACUGCACAUGUCCCCUGUGCAAUUCAGAGUGAUCCACGCAGAUAGAAGGAUAAUUGAUGAAAAUCUCAAAUCCUCUGGUUAAUUGCAAAGUGAAACGGAGCAGUUAGACUCUGAACAAACCAGAGCAUUCCAACCGAACCCUAGACGUCCAGAUAAAAAGCUCUAAACCAUGUAAACUACUCUGCCAUGAAAGCUUCACUUGGGAAUCUGGACCUCUGAAGAAAAUUUUGCUGUAUGAUUAAGUACAACGUUCUUUUUAGGGAAGUGACUGGGGUUAUUACCUGAAAUAGAUAUUUCCUUCGACCUUUGUCAUGAAAUGCCCUGUAUGAACUAAAUACUACCUUGUUUUAAUGCAAUCCUAUGAAUGUUCCAUAAGGUACCUUUUCGGCUGGUUAUAACGACAAAAAUAAGGAAGAAGCUGAAACAAUCUUUUUUUUUUAUAAUUUUCACUAUUUAGCGGGAUAUGGUUCGUUCACUUUCAAGAUGGACUUCUAUAGGAAUUCGUCUUUUACCACGCCCUUCACGGAGCCAGACUACCCUCUAUCAGUGGUUCUGAAUGAAUAUGUGUAUUUACAGUACAGUGUGGCGUCCUCAGCUGGUUUAGUCAUCAUGGCUGAGAACUGUAAGGCGACUAAGGACGCAAGCUUUUAUUCGUGGCCGCAAUACACCUUCCUCCAAAACGGGUAAGCAUAUAAAUAUACCGUGAUCAAGCAGAACCAGCUGCUAGUUAAGCUUUCAAAAUUUUCAAAGCUUGAUACGAUUUUCGCAACAUAAUAUAAAAGACUGUGGUUAAGACAGCCUAUAUAAUAAAACUAGUGAAUAACAACGCUGGAACCCUUCAAUUUGAAGCGUUGGUCCUUAGUUUUUAUAUGGUCUUGUUGGUGAACAAACAUUAGAAAAGAGUCCAUACCGAGGCUCUACUAUUUACAAUUUCAUUCAUUUCAUUCUCUUAUUGUUGUCGAUUUUUUAUUAUUUCAACGAAAAGAUGCCCCACAGAUUCGACGCUUGACUACAGUUAUAAUCCAACUCGACACUACCAACAGUUUAAAAUCCGAGCGUUCAGAUUUUGGAACGACUACGACACAGUGUACUUCCAUUGUGAGCUGCUGGCCUGUCACCGUAAUUAUCCUGAUUCUAGGUUGGUCUCAAAUUAUUCAGUUACAUUGCAAACAAGGGAAGUCGGUCUGAAUUCACCUUGCUGGAUUUUAGAAAGCUGCAAAAUGUGUCAGCCGACUUUCCUUUUUCUUGUUUGGUUGUUGUCAAAUCGGCGAAAUGCUUUCACAAAAAAUAUCAAAUCUGGCCUGAGUGAUGUGAUUGAUGAAUUCUGUGAAUGAUAAAGUUUUAUUCUUGGUAUCGAUAUUAAUAUAUAUUUUGCGUGCUAAUCAAGUGCACUAUUCUGCCGGAGCUAAUCCAAACCCAUCCCCGUACCUUAAAUAUUGCUAUCCUUCCAGCGCGGAGCACUGGUCCAUCGUAGAAGGUGCGUCAAUGCUCUUUGUAAAGUUUUCCCUGACACUUCUUUACUAUUAGCUUACACUCCUGGUUCGAGACAGGCAAUUAAGAGGAAAGUGGCUUGCUCGUGUCCAUAAACAACACGAUAGACUUAAAUGGGCAAGCACGUAGACCUUUCGUUCAUGACCACGGUGCAAUUACCAUUUAAGGCCAUCUCCAUUACUAACACCUUCUUAAUUAAGGAUUGCUUGAAACACUUAUAGAGAGGAAAUAUAAACAAAGUUCAGGCAAGGUUAAGGCGGCUCACUGAUCCAAAAGUAAUAAAAACUUUUAAAAUGUGGCUAUUCAGAAAUGCAUUGCUGAUUCUUUUGCAUUUUUGUCUACGUGCUAAUCAUUUGUAAUUCAAAAUCCAACGAACACUUUUGCAGGUGCAGUAAGGGCUGUAUAAAGAACAAAAGAAAGAGAAGAGAAGUAACACGAGAUGGAGACCAAGAAGAAAGUACAAACAAAGUCAUUCUUACAGGUGGACCUGUAGUGUUCGAGGCGGCUAAAGAAGACGAACCACUCGAUCAGCGUAGGUUUUCGAAAAAAUAACUCGUUAAUACAAUGCUUUUAUCUGUUUGUUACGUUACGAUCCUUUUCAUGAAUCGGUUUAAAAACUCAAGGCUGCAUUAGUGUGACCGCGUCUUUCACACGAUCCUACUACUAUUUGUAAGGGAAGAACGACACCUUCUGAAGUGUAUGUAUCGAUUCAUAGCAAAGAUGAGGAUUUAUAUCCGCAAAUGAUGAUGAUUUGGUUCAGCAGGAGAAUGAAAUGCGUUCUUGUCUAUUGUUUCAUAGAGCCAAGUCAAAGUAAACAUACAGCUCUCAUCGGUGGUGUGGCAGGCGCUGGAGUAUUUGGACUGAUCGCAGCUGUAGCUCUGGUUGUUUUGUUGGUCAAGUUCCGAAGGACGCAACGGUUACCAAGCAACAAUGACGAGAGAGUUGGACAAAACAAUCUUGCUUUCAAGCUGGAAAAUGACGUGAAAGGAGAACAAAGCAGUGCUUAAAACGAUUACAGUGUUAAAAGACUAGUGGUAGCUUCAAUGGUUUGCUAAAUUGCCUGAAUUUAUGGCCUGUUCGUCACUUUUCAGGGGGAACAUAUUUGUUUGCGUAUUUCCAUAUUGCAGAGCACGUGAAAACUAACACUGGUUUCACCAAGGGCUCAAUGUUAUUUUGAAGGUGUCCUACAGACACUUGGCAUUACAGCAGUGUGUAUUGGUCAAACCUUUUAAUUUUGAGCAUAUACCGAGAUCAUGUAUAAUCAGCUAUUAAUAAUAGAACCCAUAAUAACUUUUUCAAAGUUUUUUUUUUUAUGUCUAACAUUGUUUUGUUAACAUUGUUAAAGUAGAGAAAUAAUAAACCGCUAUGCUGC